Messenger RNA from Mustela erminea (ermine), 3308 nucleotides. RefSeq names its product syntaxin binding protein 4 (gene STXBP4). NCBI's taxonomy places the organism in Eukaryota, Metazoa, Chordata, Mammalia, Carnivora, Mustelidae. Gene Ontology annotation, cellular component: cytoplasmic vesicle. Gene Ontology annotation, biological process: regulation of insulin secretion involved in cellular response to glucose stimulus; insulin receptor signaling pathway. Gene Ontology annotation, molecular function: syntaxin binding. The coding region runs from base 261 to 1952 and encodes 563 amino acids. The record is from RefSeq and is a predicted model, not a curated record. The transcript has 19 exons.
GGCCAGUCUCGCGACAACUGGGAGGAGCUUGCCGCUGCUCUGGCUACAGGACUCCUCAGGUGGUGGCGCUGGCAGUCGGGCUACGGAGGCCGGGUUACCGGAUUACGGGAAAGUAUUUAAGAAGCUUAUGGCAUAAUAUGCAUCAAAGUAAUAUAAGAUCUGCAGGAAGUCCCUCAAGAUAGCUGGAAAAGAAGAAUUUCUAGACUCUUCAUCAAUAUCUUCAUUUGCCUAGUUAAAUCCAAGGCUCCUGUGGUAAAAUCAUGAAUAAAAAUACAUCUGCUGUGGAAUCAUCCAAUCUACUUGAAAAGGAUCCUGCCUUUCAGAUGAUUACAGUUACCAAGGAAACAGGCCUUGGUCUGAAGAUCCUAGGAGGAAUUAACCGGAAUGAAGGUCCCUUGGUAUAUAUUCAGGAAAUCAUUCCUGGAGGAGACUGUUAUAAGGAUGGACGUUUGAAGCCAGGAGAUCAACUUGUCUCAAUAAACAAGGAAUCUAUGAUUGGUGUAUCCUUUGAAGAAGCAAAAAGCAUAAUUACCAGAGCCAAGUUGAGGUCAGAAUCUGUUUGGGAGAUAACGUUCAUAAGACAAAAAUCUGAUGGCAGUCAUCCAGGAAAUCCAUCUUGUACAUCUCUUUUACAAGCUUCCGGAGAAUAUGGACCUCAAGUCUCAACAUUUAGCCUUCUUCCAUCUCCCCCUGAAACACUAAUUCCAAAGACCUCAUCUACUCCCCAAACUACAGAUACCAUUUUACCUUCUUUUAGGAUAAAUCAGAUGAAAACUGGAUACAAGAAAACAGAACAGACUCCAAUUACUUCUUCGGGAAACAGCCCUACGGAUAUGUCUAAUACAGAUAUUGCCCCUGCAUGGACUGAUAAUUAUGGACCACAAGGAAAGAAGAUUUCCCUAAAUCCUUCUGUUCGCCUCAAGGCAGAGAAACUGGAAAUGGCUCUAGAUUAUCUUGGAAUUCAGCCCACAAAGGAACAACAUCAAGCCCUGAGACAGCAAGUGCAAGUAGACCCAAAGGGAACAGUGUCUUUUGGAGAUUUUGUCCAGGUUGCCAGAAACUUGUUUUGCUUGCAGUUGGAUGAAGUGAAUGUCAGUGCACGUGAAAUUUCCAGCAUAUUAGAUUCACAGCUUCUUCCCUGUGAUUCCUUAGAGGCAGAUGAAAUAGAAAGGCUUAAGCGUGAAAGAAAUGAUGCCUUAGAGGAAGUGAAUAUGCUCAAGGAAAAGUUAUUUGAAUCAGAAAGGCAAAAGAAACAAUUGGCAGAAGAACUCCAGAAUGUGAAACAAGAAGCCAAAGCUGUGGUUGAAGAAACUAGAGCCCUGCGAAGUCGAAUCCACCUUGCCGAGGCUGCACAGCGCCAGGCACACAGGAUGGAAAUGGACUACGAAGAAGUGAUCCAUCUGUUAGAGGCCGAGGUCACAGAUCUAAAGGCUCAGCUUGCUGAUGAUUCGGACCAAAAUAAAGAAAGUGUUCAGGAGUUAAAAAAGAGAAUUACAGUACUCGACUGCCAAUUGCGAAAAUCAGAAAUGGCUCGAAAAGCUUUUGAGGCAUCCACUGAAAAGCUUCUUCAUUUUGUAGAGACUAUUCAAGAAUUAUUUUCUGAUAAUACUUCUCCUUUAUCAAAUUUAAGUGAAAGAAGAGCCAUGUUAGCUUCUCAGACUUCUCUUACACCACUGGGAAGGAAUGGACGUAACAUCCCAGCAAUGCUAGCUCUUGAAUCUAAGGAACUCGUUAAAUCUGUUCGGGCCAUACUUGACAUGGAUUAUCUACCUUAUGGGUGGGAGGAAGCUUACACAGCAGAUGGAAUCAAGUACUUCAUCAAUGGGAGUAAGCUCCACGAAGGCUGGGAUUUAUUCGUCUUGUUCCUACAGCAGGAAGGAUCUAGCACCAUCAAGGAGGAUCUCAUACAUUGCCUGUCACAUAGCAGAUGGGGCCUUGGACCACGUCAUUGAGCUUCCUCCAGCCCGUGUGUGUGGUCCAGUGUGGAAGAUCAAAUUGGUUUCUGUGAAGAGUAACAGAAACCCCACAGGACGUAAGUGAGGAUUUUUUCCAUUCAAUCCACAUGGCCUCCCAGUGAAACUCGGUUUGGACAGUGAUAUCAGCCAUCCAAACCCAGAGUGCCUUGGCACUAGAUAAACCUCCUGGAGUAUAGCAGUGACUCCAAAGAACAGAGGGAACUGCAUAUUGGCAGAGAUUAGUGUGGUUCAAGGUCAUUAAUCCCUACCCCUACGUGGAGAAAGCUCCUUUAGAGUAACACUCUUGGCCUUCCUCUGCCUCUGCCCCCCUCGGGCAAUGACUUCUAUGCUUGGUGAGUUUGGAACAAAGGAUAAGGCAGGUACUGUUUCUAGGAUAUUUCUUAAAUCCUGUGUUCCAUGCAAACACUGCCUAUCUGUUUUUCAGGCCUUUCGCAUUUAUUACCCGGAUAAUGGCAAUGAAGGCACUAUGCCUUCCUGCCUCUCUGGCACACGUGUCCCCAUUAAUAAGCCGACCACGUAUCGGUCAGAAUUAUCUUUCUGAAGCCCAUAUUUGAGUCUGUUGCCCCCUUGCUACUCUUCAGUAGUUCCCUAGCACCCUUUCCACUUUCUCUCCAGCCUCAUUUCCUCAUCUAACCCUUCCUAGCCUUCAAGAUGCAUUUUCUCUUCACCUCUUCCUCACCUUCUGCCCCCACCCAUGCCCAGCACCGCUGCUCUACAAAAGCCACUUCUGCAUGUUUUCCAUGUGCAUCUGGCCCCUCUUCCCACUCGGGAGGGUUGAACCUAGAACUUCCACCCCAAGACAAGUUGCUGACCUGUCUGUCCAGAUGCACACUGGGUUACUACAUUUAUUUACCAAUUUAUUUUUACCCAGUGUGCUGAGUUACUGCAUCUUAAAGGCUUGAAACCGGGUCCUACCGACGUUCUUGGGCUUCCUCUCUCCAUGGGGUAACAAAAAACGAAAGUCUGGUUAAAGCCAACUAGUCUCUCUCACUGUGGCUAUCGCACCCAACACCAGCAGUUGGGGGAUCAGUGGGAUAUCAUUGGGAGGGAAAGGAGAAGACAGAAAACGGGCUCAAAGAGUCUAUUUCCUCUUUGUCUCUCUGGUGCACUGGGGGUUUUUAUCUAGAACCCUGGAGAGUGAAAAUGUUAGCUAGGAGGAGUCACACUCUAAAAUCCCACACCAUCCCCCUCUAGCUGCGAACCUUUUAAUAAAGCCUUUAUUACACUGUAUUGGCAAAUAAUUUGGCCAGCAAACAGAGGCGUGUAUCUCUCCACUAGACUUGGAGCCCUGUAAGUCAAAGUCCAUAUAUAUAUAUAUAUAUAUAUAUAUAU